GCAGUGCUUCAUUUGGUUCAUGGCCAGCGCCGGAUUGUGGAGCAUCGCUGUUGCAGCCAGCUCAAGACCCAUCAUAAGCAUCUCGCGCGCCACUCCACUGAGACAGGGAUAUGAAGAAAAGGAUACGGCACGCGGAUUUUACUCCUACGGCUAUAGCGAUGAGAAUGCAGCGAGAGCAGAGUACACAACACACGAUGGCUCCUCGCGUGGCUUCUACUCGUAUGUGGAUGCCAACGGGAAACUGCAGACGGUCAAGUAUGAGGCAGGUGGUGGCCAGGGAUUCAAGGCGGAGGCCAGUAAUCUGCCUAAAGCACCCGUCGAUGACAAUAAGCCACCGCUGCCAGUGACGGAUACGGCAGAGGUUGAAGAGGCGCGUCAGGCUCAUCUCAGCGCCAUACAGGAGGCACGGGACCAGGAGCAGCGCGAGCAGACAGCACAAGCGGAGCAGCGGCAGGAGCAACCGCAGGAUGAGAAGCCCCUGAGUGAUGAGGAUGCAGACAUCCUGGAGAGAGUGCGUGCAGAGCUGACUUCCAUGCUUGAGCAGCGACAGCGUGGCCUGGAGAAUCGCAAUUCAGAUGAGGAGAACAAGAAGGAUUCAGCAGCAGAGAACAAUGAAGAAAUUCGGGAUCGGAAUCAGGAUCAGCCUUCAGCUAGUGAGCAGCAGCAGCAAGCUCCCGCUCCUGAGCAGAGUUUACAGUUGACCAAUGAUGCCAACGAUCUGAGUAUGCGCACUGUUUAUUCCCUGACCGAUCUCAGUUCCAGUCGCUAUCUCAAACUAAGUGAUCUGCAGGAUCGCUCGGCCAGCGGUAGCCAGGAGCUGCGUGUGCCUGUUAGCGCCUAUUACGCUUACACCUCGCCCAGUGCGAGGUACAGCGUGACCACGCCCACCGAACUAAGAACUCUGCGUCCAGUGGCCCUCAGUCGCAGUCUGCUCUUAAGCAAACGAAACUAGAAGGAGAGGAGUGCCCCUAAAGAUCGAUUGACCCUGUUGUACAUUGUGGAAUUCAGUUGAACAUAGUAGUCAUAAGAAUAAAUGCAUUCUGUGCACCAUAGUGCCUAA
Molecule: messenger RNA, 1060 nt
Organism: Drosophila grimshawi
Lineage: Eukaryota; Metazoa; Arthropoda; Insecta; Diptera; Drosophilidae
Gene: Cpr72Ec
Exons: 1
Coding region: 20-952 (310 amino acids)
Cellular component (GO): chitin-based extracellular matrix
Molecular function (GO): structural constituent of chitin-based larval cuticle
Source: RefSeq, a predicted model, not a curated record